AUGUCUGAGCAACAAAAGCCAGCAGAGGCUCCUCAGGGAGAGCAGAAACUGUCGCCGGCGGAAUUGAAGAAGAGGGCGAAGGCAGAGAAGCAGGCGAGGAGAGCUGCGCAGAAGGACCAACAGGGAGGACCGCCGCAGGAGAGCGCUGCACCGAACGGCGAACCAAAGGGAACGAAGCAGGGCGGUGCGCCUGGACCUGCACAGCAGAAGCCAAAGGUGGAGAAACAGCCGCAAAAGGGCGCCCAAAAGCAGAGCGAGCAGGACAGCAAGAAGCAAGGAGGAGCACAGCAGACAAACAUGCCAGUACGGAAUCGAAGAACUUCGCAGAGUGGAGGGGCACCGAGGGAGCAGGUCAAGAAGCAGGAGAACAAGAACGUCGAACUGUUCAGCCACCUCUACACUCAGCCGCGACGGCAGACGAUCGAGGGUGCACCGAAAGAUGUACAUCCCUCGGUGCUGGCACUUGGCUUGCAGAUCAGCAGCUAUGAGAUCUGUGGAAGUACUGCACGCUGCGUCGCUAUGCUGAAUGCAUUCAAGGAUGCCAUUCUGGAAUACAACACUCCAGCUGGGGCUUCGCUUGCUCGUCAUUUGACUUCACACUACCUUUCGCCCCAAAUCGACUACCUCAAAUCAUGCCGACCCAUAUCAGAAUCCAUGGGCAAUGCCAUUCGCUGGCUCAAAAAGCUAAUCGUGGAGAUUGACCCAAGUCUGCCCGACCACGAGGCGAAAAACUACGUCUGUGACCACAUCGAUCGGUUCAUACAAGAACGCAUCACGGUCGCAGACCAGGCUAUUGCAACUUCAGCAAGCUCCCAGAUCAAGAAUGGCUCUGUGGUCGUUACCUACGCCAAGAGUUCAAUUGUCGAGAAGACGAUUCUGCAAUCACACGCAAACGGAACGCAAUUCCGAGUCAUCGUACUGGAUUCGAGACCUCUCUUCGAGGGGAAAAACUUGGCGACGAGGCUCAUGCAUGCUGGUUUGCAAGUCGAGUACUUCCCCUUCUCAGGCAUCGCUCGAGCAAUGUCAGAUGCGACCUUGGUCCUGCUUGGGGCCCACUCCAUGCUCUCCAACGGCCGUCUCCAAUCGCGAAUCGGCACCGCAUCGAUCGCCAUGGCCGCACACAGAGCCGACGUCCCCCUCAUAGUCUGCUGCGAAUCCGUCAAAUUCAGCGGCAAAGUCGUCCUGGACAGCAUCGUCAUCAACGAAGUCGCACCAUCCGAAGAGCUCUUACUGCCUCCCUCAAAGACUGCCCCAACACCCAUCAAAACCGACAAGGACGACGAAGACGAGGAGGUCAAGCUGAAGAGCUUGCAAGACUGGAAGGAGAUUCCGAAUCUCCAGAUUCUGAACCUCAUGUAUGAUACUACGCCGGCGGAGUAUAUUCGCAUGGUCAUUUGCGAGUACGGGAGUGUGCCGCCGAGCAGUGUGCCUGUGGUGCAUCGGUUGGCCAAUGAGGGGAUGUGA
Molecule: messenger RNA, 1464 nt
Organism: Zasmidium cellare ATCC 36951
Lineage: Eukaryota; Fungi; Ascomycota; Dothideomycetes; Mycosphaerellales; Mycosphaerellaceae
Exons: 1
Coding region: 1-1464 (487 amino acids)
Source: RefSeq, a predicted model, not a curated record